UUUUUUUUAUCUUUCCUAGCAUACAACAAUGGACACAACAAGCCAACCAGAAGACACCAAGAGACCUCGCGAAGAAGAUACUGAAGAAAAGAAAGACACAGAACAACCCACCAACAAACCUCGACCUGAACAACGCAAACCACAGUAUGAACUUAAAUAUUCUCUUGUGGGACACCGUAUGUCUGUCUCUAGUGUCAAGUUUUCACCCGACGGCAAAUGGCUUGCUAGUUGCUCUGCUGACAAGACCAUCAAGAUUUGGCAUGCAUUAGAUGGUAAAUAUGAAGCCACAUUGGAAGGACAUACACAAGGCAUUUCAGAUGUUGCUUGGUCGUCUGAUUCACAAAAUCUUUGUUCUGCUUCAGACGACAGAACCAUUCGUAUCUGGAGUCUUGCUACUCGCGAAGCUGUUAAGGUAUUAAAAGGACAUUCAAAUUAUGUCUUUUGUGUGAAUUAUAACCCACAAUCCAAUUUGAUUGUCUCUGGUUCUUUUGAUGAGAGUAUCAAGAUAUGGGAUGUCAAGAAAGGCAAAUGUAUGAAGACAUUACCAGCUCAUUCAGAUCCAGUUUCAGCAGUCCAUUUCAACAGAGAUGGUACAAUGAUUGUUAGUUGCAGUCAUGAUGGAUUAAUUCGUAUUUGGGACACUGCUAGUGGACAAUGUUUGAAGACAUUGGUUGAUGAUGAUAAUCCACCUGUCUCAUUCGUCAAAUUCUCGCCUAACGGUAAAUAUAUACUUGCUUCCACAUUAGACAACACAUUACGACUAUGGAAUUAUCAUACUGGAAAAUGUCUCAAGACAUACCGAGGCCAUGAGAAUAGCAAAUACUGUAUCUUUGCUAGUUUUAGUGUGACAGGUGGUAAAUGGAUUGUGAGUGGCAGUGAAGAUCAGAAUAUAUACAUUUGGAAUUUACAGACCAAGGAAAUUGUACAAAAACUAGAAGGCCAUUCUGAUGUUGUUCUUUGUAUUGCUUGUCAUCCUACAAUGAACAUCAUUGCUUCUGGUUCAAUUGAUCAAGAUAAAUCAGUUAAACUUUGGUUUGAUAAAUCACAACCCACAGCUUAAUAAUAAACAAAGAAGAGGAAGAGGGGAGGGGGU
Gilbertella persicaria is the source of this 1093-nucleotide messenger RNA. RefSeq names its product Wdr5 in complex with Dimethylated H3k4 peptide. The record is from RefSeq and is a predicted model, not a curated record. NCBI's taxonomy places the organism in Eukaryota, Fungi, Mucoromycota, Mucoromycetes, Mucorales, Choanephoraceae. The coding region runs from base 29 to 1060 and encodes 343 amino acids. The transcript is spliced from 7 exons. Gene Ontology annotation, cellular component: Set1C/COMPASS complex. Gene Ontology annotation, molecular function: histone binding.